Molecule: messenger RNA, 1466 nt
Organism: Choloepus didactylus (southern two-toed sloth)
Lineage: Eukaryota; Metazoa; Chordata; Mammalia; Pilosa; Megalonychidae
Product: ectonucleotide pyrophosphatase/phosphodiesterase family member 5-like
Exons: 1
Source: RefSeq, a predicted model, not a curated record
AUCUUAUGCUGGACUGAUCAAGUACUUUGAAAAUGACUUCAAAACUUCUCUGGGUGUCCUUCAUACUUGCUGCAUUAACACUUUCAACUACAUUUUCUCUCCAUUCAGACCAGCAGAAGGUUCUGCUAGUUUCAUUUGAUGGAUUCCGUUGGGACUACUUAUAUAGAGUUCCAACACCCCAUUUUCAUUAUGUUAUGAAAUAUGGUGUUCACGUGAAGCAGGUUACUAAUAUUUUUAUUACAAAGACAUACCCUAACCAUUAUACUUUGGUAACUGGCCUCUUUGCAGAGAAUCAUGGGAUUGUUGCAAAUGAUAUGUUUGAUCCUAUUCUGAACAAAUCUUUCUCCUUGGAUAGCAUGAAUGUUUAUAACUCUGACUUUUGGGAAGAAGCAACACCAAUAUGGAUCACAAAUCAGAAGGCAGGACAUACUAGUGGCGCAGCAAUGUGGCCUGGAGCUGAUAUAAAAAUACAUAAGAGUUUUCCUACUCACUACAUGCCUUACAAUGAGUCUGUUCCAUUUGAAGAAAGAGUUGCCAAAAUUAUUGAAUGGUUUACAUCAAAAGAGCCUAUAAAUCUUGGUCUUCUUUAUUGGGAGGACCCUGAUGACAUGGGCCCCCAUUUGGGACCUGACAAUCCACUCAUGGGGCCUGUCAUUUCAGAUAUUGACAACAAGUUAGGAUAUCUCAUAAAAGUGUUGAAAAAGACAAAGUUGUGGAACACUCUGAACCUAAUCAUCACAAGUGAUCACGGAAUGACCCAGUGUUCUAAGGAAAGAGUAAUAGAACUUGACCGGUAUUUGGAUAAAGACCACUAUACCCUGAUUGACCAAUCUCUAGUAGCAGCCAUCUUGCCAAAAGAAGGUAAAUUUGAUGAAGUCUAUGAAGCACUGGUUCAUGCUCAUCCUAAUCUCACAGUUUACAAAAAAGAGGACAUUCCAGAGAGAUGGCAUUACAAAUUCAACAAUUGAAUUCAACCAAUCAUAGCAAUGGCUGAUGAAGGGUGGCAUAUUUUACAGAAUAAGUCAGAUGACUUUCUGUUAGGCAACCAUGGUUAUGAUAAUGCAUUAGCAGAAAUGCAUCCAAUAUUUUUAGCCCACGUUCCUGCCUUCAGAAAGAAUUUCACAAAAGAAGCCAUGAACUCCACAGAUCUGUACCCACUGUUGUGCCACCUCCUCAAUAUCACCGCCAUGCCAAACAAUGGAUCAUUCAGGAAUGUCCAGGACCUGCUCACUUCAGCAACUCCAAGAGCAUUUCCUUACACGCAGAGUACUACCCUCCUCCACGGUAGUGUCAAAGCAAAAGAAUAUGAGCAAGAGGAAUCCCAUGCUUAUUUCAUAGGGGUCUCUCUUGGUAGCAUUAUAGUUAUUAUAUUUUUUGUCAUUUUCAUUAAGCAUUUAAUUCAGAGUCAAAUACCUGCCUUACAAGAUAUGCAGGUUGAAAUAGCUCAGCCAUUAUUACAAGCUUAG